This is a messenger RNA of Verticillium nonalfalfae, 2133 nucleotides long. RefSeq lists its product as uncharacterized. The coding region runs from base 1 to 2133 and encodes 710 amino acids. Lineage: Eukaryota; Fungi; Ascomycota; Sordariomycetes; Glomerellales; Plectosphaerellaceae. The transcript has a single exon. The record is from RefSeq and is a predicted model, not a curated record.
AUGCCGUUUCCCUGGAUCUCCCCGAAGCGCGCGGCGCCGCUCCAAACCAACAGGUUCUCUCCACAGCCCAGACCGACCCUGAAUGCUACUGUCGAUGGCAUAACCAGCACUAUAGCUGCCUCUUCCUUCGAUGCAUACUACACACAUGGCUUGAGAGAAGUACCGACCUGUCUUGAAAGUCGCAGCCCAGAGACACUCGUUACGACCCCGACUGACGCUGUGGGCCACUUUGUGCGCAGCCCACGAACACAAGGGGAAGACGAGGUCCUGCGAUGGCUGGCGUCUCCUGGACAGGAGACGCUGUCCCGAGUCCUCGCAGCAAGGGACGCAGCACGAGUAGAGGCGCUGUCUCGACCUGCCACGCCGCUGGAAAAGCCAUCGCCUGCGCUGCCAAGGCUGCGGUUCGAGCCGCUGAGGGACAUGCUCGCUGGCACGGAGCUGGAAGUGUCCCUCGCAGCCGACCUGGUCUCACCACCAGCUGCAGGUAUGGGUAUUGCCGAAGAGGAGAGCUUACGGAGUCGGGCCUCCAUGUCAGUAGAUGCUGAUGAAGACGUGCGGCGCUGGAAGCCGAGACGGAAGCGGAUGGGGAUAUCGCACCUGUAUCCCGAGCUGUGCGGCAACUCUCUUGAGAACAAAUUGUCUGCCACCAGUACGUUGUCCAGGUUUGCAACCCUUUACCGAGAGCCGGUGUACGACUUUGGCGAUGACGAAUCGGCAGAAGAGGAUGACUACUUCUAUGAAGACAUGGCCUCCAGGGAUGUAGACAGUCAUGAGUGGAACGACGAACAUGAUUCCUAUUCACCUAGCCUUCCCCGUGUUAUCUCGAAUGGGACCAUCGUUGGCGAUGACGCCGGUGACGGCCAGGUACUCCCGCUAGCAUCCGCUCUGGUCACGCGUGCCAACGUUGUCGAAAUCACACAUGGCAUUCCGAGGCUCGUUCGCCAAAAUGCGACCCUAGGACAGGAGAUUCCUGUGACAGCGGGCCAUCCCGCUCGAGGCCGAGUCGUUUGCGUUGAGAAUCGCAAGGUAGGCCCCGAGAGUGAAGGCGAGCUACGGGUCGAGACUGACGAGCGUGAGCGCAGCGACAGAGAGCACCGAGAUGUGGAACGUGAACAUGACAUGACGCGCAGCGACAGCUGGUGGUUUGACGAGGAGAAUACAAUGGCAGUGCCCGCCGAGGGUGUGUCGAAUGUGAUCAUCAUGACGACGCCUCCUACACCACUGGGACAGUCGGCCUGGGACUCUUCUUCAUCCGAUGACGAUUCUGAUGGCAGUACCUGGAUCGAAGAUACAGCAGAGACUCACACAGAAGACAGCGGCGUCAACGCCUGGCGUGAAGCCGAGGGGUACACCAAGCAGGGGCAGUCCAUCACCGUCUCUCUGCGCACAUCGCAGCACGAAAGACGAAACCUCAGUAUUCCUACCCAAAGCCACGGUCCUGCAACUCAAGCAGCCCCCCUCUCCCCAGCGACCCCCGUCGCACCCCCUUUCUCCUCGUUACGAGAAGAGUCAAUCGCACUCCUCCUGCAAACCUUCUCCCUACCCCCCUCCACCUCCUUCACAACCCUCCAGUCCCAUCUCGCCUGCAACACCUCCCUCCUCCACGCCCUCCUCCUCGGCACAGUCCCAGCCCCCUUUCUGCCCGGCAGAGAGCUCAACGACAGCGGGCCGACGGCGACGAUGGACAUUUGCAUCGUCCGAGAACGCUUCACCUCGGCCUCGAUCCCCGCGCUGACAGCCUUCCUCUCCGUAGACUGGGACCCCGCAGCCCUGGGCGGCGGCACCCUCGCCCUCGUGGCCAGCGCGUUCCGCGAAGCCAUCGACCGCGCGAGCGCCGGCGCCGGACGGACGGCCCUGGUACGCUGCGCCGCGGAGCUGCGCAAGACGUCGCGGGCGGCGAUGCGGGCGGCGGGCCGGUUGGACGACAGGCUGCUCGUGCGGCUGGGGCGGGUUGUCGGGCUGGACGAGGUGGCGGCGUGCGCGGACCUCGGGGAUGUGAUCCGUGCCGGCCGGGCCGAGGAGUUUGUCGGGCUUGUCGAGGAGGGGAGGGUGACGCGGGGCGAGGGGGGCGAGUUGGCACGCAGGGGGGCGGUUUUGGAGUUGAUGGGGAUUCGGAAGGCGGAGCAUGCGUAG